AUGGAAAAAGUUCAAGCGCUACUAGAUGAUGAGGAGAAGAAAAUAUUUACCGAAUUAAACAAAAAGGAAGGUGGCUUUCUGCGUGAGGUACUUAGACACAUAAAAACCUUUGCAUUGAAAUUAUAUGAAAUGCAACAAGUAAUAGUGACAUAUUAUGAAGAUGACGACGAUUCGGAUUGGAAAGCCUUUUUCGGCGAUGAUCCCAAAACAAAAAUAUUCUAUAAGUUAUACUGA
This is a messenger RNA of Acaulospora morrowiae, 234 nucleotides long. Lineage: Eukaryota; Fungi; Glomeromycota; Glomeromycetes; Diversisporales; Acaulosporaceae. The record is from the annotation of a GenBank genome assembly.